AUGAAAAAAAUUUUAUUUUUAAUUUUUAUUUUUUUAUUAUUUAUAACAUUAUUUAUUAAUAAAUCAGUUUCACAGAAUAAUGAAAUUGAAUUGGGCGGAACAUGCCAGCCUUUUAAUGAAACAUCAGUUUGCUAUCCAUAUUUAAAUUACACUUCAUUUUAUUUACCACCAAAUACAACAUUCCAAUCAACUAAUAAUAAUGCAUCGUAUAAUUUGGGACUAUUACAAUUAACAACAAAAGAAUGUAAAUCAAAUGCAACCUAUUUAUUUUGUUUACAGAGCUUCCCAAAAUGUAAUAUUGAGGAAGAAAAAUUACCAAAUAGCACAACCAUAACCUUUUAUUUACCAUCAUUACCAUGUCACGAUGUUUGUUACCCAGGUCAAUAUAACUUCAGUAUACCAAUUCAAUGCACAAACACAAACCUUUUAAUUAAACAUAAUAACAGUAAUGAAAUAGAGUGUCCUUCCCCUCUACUUAAUGCAAAAGAUUAUGUAAAAGAAGGCAAAGAUUUGUAUUAUUAUGUAACUGACUCGUGUAUUAUAGAUUGUCCAUUCGAUAUUUACCCAAAAGAUAAAAUGAAAAUUUUAGAUAGGGCCAAUUGGGCUUUAACUGUUUUAUCAUUUGUAGCGUGUACCUAUAUGAUAAUCACAUUCGGUGUACUUCCAAAUAAAAUAACUCACAAUAUGGAAAGUAUUUUAUCAUUGACAAUAGGUGCAUGGAUUACUUGUCUUAGUCUUUUUGUAGAAAGUGCUGAUAAUAAUUUUAGUUGCAGCCUUCACGACAGAGGUAGAUUUAAAUCACAAUCAGAUCAUUUAUGUUUAUUGGUUGGUAUUUUGUUUCAAUUUGGUGCCAUUACCUCUAUUUUCUGGUGUCCAGUAAUCACAUAUGAAGUUUAUAUUAAUUCUAAAAUGAAACCAUUAAAGCACUUUGGUAGAUAUAGAAUUUUCAUAUGGUCAUUGAUAGUUAUUCUAACGGCAUUACCAGCAUUUGGAGGUAAAUAUGGUGCAACUGUAGCAACUUCAGGAUGUUGGAUUUCCAGUGAUGAUGGUGGUGUAUGGCAAUAUCUCUGUUUUUAUAUACCCAGUUGGAUUUCCUUGUCUUUAAUGACAAUAUUUGCAAUCUUAUCUGUCAUAAAAAUUACUAAAAUGUAUUUGAAAUCUCCAAAUAGACUCAUUUUAUUUUUCAACGCUAAAAUGAUUCUAACUAUUGUUUUUUUAUUGUUUAAUAUAACAUUUGCUUCAUCAUUAAAGUUUUAUUUGGAGGAAAGAAUUGACGAGUUUUUUGAUUCGGUUUAUUUAUGGGCACAUUGUAUCAGUACAACCGUAGGUGAUAAAUCAUCAUUUGUAGUUUCAAUUUUAGGUUUAACUGUAUUCCUUGGUUUUGGUAUUGACCCAUUAGUAAUCUCAAUUUGGACUGAAAGUACAAAAUUGAGGUGGAUUAUAAAUAAAAUAGGUUUAAAUAAAUAUAUUAAUUUAUCAACCUCCUCCUCUUCCUCUUCUAGUACAAACAGUAAUAAUAGUAAUAAUACAAAUGAAAAAAAAAGAAAUAGUUUUAAAAAUAUAAAAUUAAAAAAAACUCCAAAUGAAAAUAAUGAUGAGGGUGAUAGUAAUAAUAUCUCAGGAGAUAUAGAGAAAAUUUAA
Molecule: messenger RNA, 1641 nt
Organism: Dictyostelium purpureum
Lineage: Eukaryota; Evosea; Eumycetozoa; Dictyosteliales; Dictyosteliaceae
Exons: 5
Coding region: 1-1641 (546 amino acids)
Molecular function (GO): protein binding
Source: RefSeq, a predicted model, not a curated record